ACAGACAGUGUUCACAAGAUGAUCGAGUGGGAGAAUGCCCCAGCUGCUGUGGCUGAAUCACCCGAGAUCAAGCUCUUUGGGAAAAGGAGCACUGAUGUGCAGAUCAAUGACAUCUCUCUUCAGGACUACAUUGCCUGCAAGGUGAAAUAUGCCAAGUACCUCCCUCACAGCAGGGGGCGCUACGCUGCCAAGCGGUUCUGCAAAGCCCAGUGCCCCAUUGUGGAGAGGCUGACCAACUCCAUGAUGAUGCACAGCCACAACAACGGUAAGAAGCUACUGACCUGCCGCAUCAUGAAGCACACCUUCGGAUUCAUCCACCUGCUCACCGGAGAGAAACCCCUGCAAGUUCUGGUGAAUGCCAUCAUUAACAGCGGACCCUGUGAGGACUCAACCCGUAUUGGACAGGCCAGGACAGUGAGGAGACAGGCUGAGUACAUGUGCCCCCUGCAUAGAGUCAACCAGGCUAUCUGGCUGCAGUCCACCGGUGCCAGGGAAGCUGCAUUCAGAAACAUCAAGACCAUUGCAAAGUGUCUGGCUGACAAGCUGAUCAAUGCUGCUAAGGCUUCAUCCAACUCCUACGCCAUCAAGAAUAAGGAUGAGCUGGAACGUGUGGCCACGUCCAACCAUUAA
Molecule: messenger RNA, 630 nt
Organism: Acipenser ruthenus (sterlet)
Lineage: Eukaryota; Metazoa; Chordata; Actinopteri; Acipenseriformes; Acipenseridae
Product: small ribosomal subunit protein uS7-like
Exons: 1
Coding region: 19-630 (203 amino acids)
Biological process (GO): ribosomal small subunit assembly; translation
Cellular component (GO): cytosolic small ribosomal subunit; ribosome
Molecular function (GO): mRNA binding; structural constituent of ribosome; rRNA binding
Source: RefSeq, a predicted model, not a curated record